GGCAGAAGUUCGAGCUCGACCGGGAAGAGAAAUCUGCGGCCCCACUCCGGCGCGUCUUGGGCUGCUGCUCUGGGGCUGAAGUAACCUGCCAUGAUGAUCUCCCCUCCCAGGAUGCCCCUCCUGCUGCUGUUGCUCCACAUCCCAAGUGCUGCCAAAGCUCAGGUUAAUCCAGCUGUGUGCCGUUAUCCUCUGGGAAUGUCAGGCGGCCACAUCCCAGACGAAGACAUCUCCGCCUCCAGCCAGUGGUCUGAAUCCACAGCAGCCAAGUAUGGAAGGCUUGAUUCAGAAGAGGGCGAUGGGGCUUGGUGUCCGGAGAUCCCCGUUGAGCCAGAUGACCUCAAGGAGUUCCUUCAGAUUGACCUGCACGCCCUGCACUUUAUCACCCUGGUGGGGACCCAGGGGCGACACGCUGGCGGCCACGGCAAUGAGUUUGCACCAAUGUACAAGAUCAAUUACAGCCGGGAUGGCACCCGGUGGAUUUCCUGGAGGAACCGGCAUGGGAAGCAGGUGCUGGAUGGAAACACCAACCCUUAUGACAUUGUCCUCAAGGACCUGGAACCUCCCAUCAUAGCUCGCUUCAUACGCUUCAUUCCCAUCACCGACCACUCCAUGAACGUCUGCCUGCGAGUGGAGCUCUAUGGCUGCACGUGGCUAGAUGGGCUGGUUUCCUACAAUGCGCCUGCUGGACAGCAGUUCAUCCUUCCCAGCGGCACGGUCAUUUACCUCAACGAUUCUGUGUAUGACGGCGCUUUUGGCUACAGCAUGACUGAGGGACUGGGCCAGCUGACGGAUGGUGUUUCUGGCCUGGAUGACUUCACACAGACCCAUGAGUACCACAUGUGGCCGGGCUAUGACUACGUGGGGUGGCGCAAUGAGAGCGCUGCUGGGGGCUACAUUGAAAUCAUGUUUGAAUUUGAUCGGAUCAGAAACUUCACCACCAUGAAGGUGCACUGCAACAACAUGUUUUCCAAGGGGGUGAAGAUCUUCAAGGAAGUUCAGUGCUAUUUCCGCUCCGAUGCCAAUGAGUGGGAGCCCAACACCAUCUCCUCGGUGCUGGUGCUGGAUGACGUCAACCCCAGUGCGCGGUUCGUCACCGUGCCCUUGCUUCAUCGCAUGGCCAGCGCCAUCAAGUGCCAGUAUUACUUUGCCGACACCUGGAUGAUGUUCAGUGAGAUCACAUUCCAGUCAGAUGCAGCCAUGUACAACAACUCCGGAGCCCCUCCUGAGUCGCCCGUAGCACCCACCACUUACGAUCCAACCCUCAAAGUGGAUGACAGCAACACACGCAUCCUGAUUGGCUGCCUGGUUGCAAUCAUCUUCAUCCUGGUGGCCAUCAUUGUCAUCAUCCUGUGGAGGCAGUUCUGGCAGAAGAUGCUGGAGAAGGCUUCUCGUCGGAUGCUGGAUGACGAAAUGACCGUCAGCCUCUCCCUGCCUAGCGAAUCCAGCAUGUUCAACCACAACCACUCCUCCUCAUCCAGCGAGCAGGAGUCCAACUCCACCUAUGACCGCAUCUUCCCCCUGGGCCCAGACUACCAGGAGCCCUCGCGGUUGAUCCGCAAACUGCCAGAGUUUGCCCCAGGAGAUGAAGAGGCAGGCUGCAGUGGAGUAGUCAAACCCGCCCAGUCAAGUGGCCCCGAGGGAGUCCCCCAUUAUGCAGAGGCUGACAUUGUGAAUCUGCAAGGUGUGACAGGCAGCAACACCUACUCUGUGCCUGCCAUCACUAUGGACCUGCUCUCGGGCAAGGAUGUGGCUGUGGAAGAGUUCCCUAGGAAACUGCUAACCUUCAAGGAGAAGCUUGGAGAAGGCCAGUUUGGGGAGGUUCAUCUCUGUGAAGUGGAGGGAAUGGAAAAGUUCCUGGACAAAGAUUUUGCUUUGGAUGUCAGCUCCAACCAACCUGUCCUGGUGGCUGUGAAAAUGCUGCGAGCAGAUGCCAACAAGAAUGCCAGGAAUGACUUUUUGAAGGAGAUUAAGAUCAUGUCACGGCUCAAGGACCCCAAUAUCAUCCGGCUGCUGGCAGUGUGCAUCACCGACGAUCCUCUCUGCAUGAUUACUGAGUACAUGGAGAACGGCGACCUCAAUCAGUUCCUAUCCCGCCACGAGCCCCAGCUCCCCCCUGCCAGCAAUGGACCCAUUGUCAGCUACACUGACCUGAAGUUCAUGGCCACUCAGAUUGCCUCUGGCAUGAAGUACCUGUCCUCUCUGAAUUUUGUGCAUCGGGACCUGGCCACACGCAACUGCUUGGUGGGUAAGAACUACACCAUCAAGAUAGCAGACUUCGGCAUGAGCAGGAACCUGUACAGUGGAGACUACUACCGAAUCCAGGGGCGGGCCGUGCUCCCUAUUCGCUGGAUGUCCUGGGAGAGUAUUUUAUUGGGAAAAUUCACUACAGCCAGCGAUGUCUGGGCUUUUGGGGUGACACUAUGGGAGACCUUCACUUUUUGCCGAGAGCAACCGUAUUCCCAGCUGUCAGAUGAACAGGUCAUUGAGAAUACCGGAGAAUUCUUCAGGGAUCAGGGGCGGCAGACAUACCUUCCCCAACCUGCUCUCUGCCCUGAUCCUGUCUACAAGCUAAUGCUCAGCUGCUGGAGACGAGACACGAAAGAUCGCCCCUCCUUCCAGGAAAUUCACCGCCUCCUCCAACCAUCAGCCAGCGAAGAGUGACACUUUGCUUCCCUCACACGUCCUGCUCCUCCUCCCACCCCAGAAGACCCACCUGUAAAAACUGAAGCCACUUCACCUGGACUCACAACAAAACCUGGGCAGUGGGGCUUCUUCUACUGCACAUUAAAAAACCACCAUAAGCGGAGAAAAAAGUGAGAAGGAACCAAGCCGAGAUCAGACC
Terrapene triunguis (Three-toed box turtle) is the source of this 2842-nucleotide messenger RNA. Its product is annotated as discoidin domain-containing receptor 2. NCBI's taxonomy places the organism in Eukaryota, Metazoa, Chordata, Testudines, Emydidae. The transcript has 17 exons. Gene Ontology annotation, cellular component: membrane; signaling receptor complex. The coding region runs from base 91 to 2661 and encodes 856 amino acids. Gene Ontology annotation, molecular function: ATP binding; protein tyrosine kinase collagen receptor activity; collagen binding. The record is from RefSeq and is a predicted model, not a curated record. Gene Ontology annotation, biological process: cell surface receptor protein tyrosine kinase signaling pathway; multicellular organism development; positive regulation of kinase activity.